CGUGCUUGAUCGUGGAUUUAUUCGUGUAACAUAAUUUACUAAAACUCAUCAUGGGAGACGAAAAAGUGAAAGCGGACCCAUCGGCUCCAUCCGCACCGGAAUACAGUGUGGGCGACUUCAAUUCUACCACCAAGCUAGCCGAUUCGCAGAUCAUCUCCGAUGCCGAAUAUAAUCCCUUCGAGCACCGACAGAUUGAGAAGCCCAACAGUACGGCCGGUUCGUUGAUCCAUCUGCUGAAGAGUUCGCUCGGUACGGGAAUUCUGGCCAUGCCGGUAGCGUUCAAAAAUGCCGGUCUACUGUUCGGUGCCAUCGGUACGAUCGUCAUUGGGCUGAUCUGUACACACUGCGUGCAUAUACUGGUUAAAACAUCCCACAUGGUCUGUCAACGAACAAGGAUACCGGUGCUAGGAUUUGCCGAAACAGCUGAGCGUGUCUUCCAGUAUGGGCCGCCGAAGCUACGACCGUUGGCCGGCUUUUCAAAAGCCUUCGUCGAUUAUGCCCUGAUGGCGACGUACUUCAGUGCCGGGUGCGUGUACAUCGUGUUCAUCGCGACGUCCUUCCACGACGUUAUCAACCACGAAACCGGCAACGAUUGGAGCGUGCGAAUCUACAUUCUACUAACGAUGAUACCGAUCCUGGUGAUCGGACAGAUCCGAGAGCUCAAGUAUCUCGUACCGUUCUCGGCUCUCGCCAACCUGUUCAUUGUGGUCACGUUCGGUAUCACGCUGUACUACAUCUUCAAGGAUUCGUUGGAGUUUGACGAUAAGCCAAUGUUUGCCUCCUUCGGUACCCUGCCACUGUUCUUCAGUACCGUCAUUUUUGCCAUGGAAGGCAUCGGUGUCGUAAUGCCGGUAGAAAACUCAAUGUCCAAACCGCAACACUUCCUCGGAUGUCCCGGUGUACUAAACACGGCCAUGGGUACCGUGAUCGUACUGUAUGCCGUAAUUGGAUUCUUUGGUUAUGUGCGCUUUGGAGACGAGUCUAAGGGUAGCGUGACCCUCAAUCUUCCUCUUGAGGAUUCUCUGGCGGUAGCGGCACAGAUUCUAAUCGCGCUUGCAAUUCUGUUCACCUUCGGUCUUCAAUUCUACGUCCCGAUGGAUAUUCUGUGGCGCAAAAUCCACGACAAAAUACCAAAGAACAAGCACAUGAUUUCCCAGAUUGCCCUGCGGUCCGGCAUUAUGAUUCUGAUGGGUGGCAUUGGACUGGCCGUACCGGAGCUCGAACCAUUUAUCGGUUUGGUUGGGGCCGUCUUCUUCUCCAGUCUCGGUCUGUUUGUGCCGUGUGUCGUCGAAACCGUGUUCCUAUGGCCGAACGAACUUGGCAAGUUCCGCUGGGUGCUUAUCAAGAACGUCAUCUUCGGAGCGUUCUCGAUCUUUGCGCUUGUUGCGGGUGCGUACGUCAGUAUUAAGGAUAUCGUAGAACUUUACACGGAUGAUGACGAUCAUACGGAGUAGAACG
Messenger RNA from Anopheles maculipalpis, 1458 nucleotides. Its product is annotated as proton-coupled amino acid transporter-like protein pathetic. Gene Ontology annotation, cellular component: vacuolar membrane. Bases 51 to 1454 code for a protein of 467 amino acids. The record is from RefSeq and is a predicted model, not a curated record. Gene Ontology annotation, biological process: amino acid transmembrane transport. NCBI's taxonomy places the organism in Eukaryota, Metazoa, Arthropoda, Insecta, Diptera, Culicidae. The transcript is spliced from 7 exons. Gene Ontology annotation, molecular function: amino acid transmembrane transporter activity.